AUGGCGACUAUUCCCCGAGCUUUAUUCGGCGACCUUCCCAUCGAGCUCGUCAACCUCAUCAUGAGUUAUGCAGCUCGACCCACUUUUGCUCAACCAGACCAAUACAAGGCGAAGAAUCCAUACUCAACCGCUCGCAAACUCUGUCUAGUCUCCCGAUAUGUCAGGAGCGUUGCACUACCCGAAAUGCUGCACACAGUGUUACUGGAUUCUCGCAACAAGAAGGCUUUCGUGCAUGCUCUACGCAUGCAGAAGGAAUACACUCAGACGGAUUCUCGUCUUUGUUUUGCGUACACAAGUUAUAUACAUAACAUUUGGAUCGGAGAAUUUUGUCCGAGUCCCGAAUACUCUUUUGCGCACCGCUCCGAUGACAUGUUUGUGCCUCAUUCAGACCUUGACCUCUUGGCUCCGGUACUCCUCGGCGCACCAUCGCUUGCGAUCGACUUUGCAAGCAUGUAUUUCUUGACACGCUGCGUGGAACAUGUAUGGACCGACAUGGGCGAGAACACCGACCAGGAAUGUUCGCCACCUCCGUGGCGCACGAAAACUUUAACGCUAUUGGGGAAUGUCACUAGGCCAUGCCCCAUGACGAUGUUUGCCUCAGGAUCAGCCUUUCUGGCUUCCCUCGCCCACCUUGUUGUGCUCCCUAACUCACUAGGAGACGUAAGUUUGCAUGUCGCUGGUCGGGCUAUUGGCGCUGUUGGACCUCGAGACUACAACCUCCCUCAGUGGAUGGCGCACGCUCCAUGGGCUUUAUUGAAGAGGCUUGAAACCGUCUCUUUGGCUUUCCCGCGUGUGGAACUCCCGCUCGAUACAGCUGAAUUCAGUGCAGGAAUGAACUUGCAGACGGAAUUGGUGACGUUUCCCGCUUCCCUGGUGAAGGGCUACCGCGUGCCCCUGGAGAUAAAAGCAUCUACGGAGACCGGAGAGGGGCGUAUUUCUUUGGACGACGUUCGUGUUGUGGUAUCCGAUACUCGGGUGCACUUUUGUAUAUAUUGUCAAGAGUGGGAGAAAGUUUGGGCAUGCGGAUGGCCCGGGUAG
Molecule: messenger RNA, 1038 nt
Organism: Suillus plorans
Lineage: Eukaryota; Fungi; Basidiomycota; Agaricomycetes; Boletales; Suillaceae
Exons: 1
Coding region: 1-1038 (345 amino acids)
Source: RefSeq, a predicted model, not a curated record